CCGGACUUGAGCGCGCGGGAGCUCAGGGCUGACUUCACCGCGUUUCACAACGCGAAACAAAAGGAAGGAAAAAAAAAAAACCAAAAACCAAAAAAAAAAAGAAAUCGGGGCUUCGAUCCUCUUUCUCAUGUCGGAUUUUCCCCGUGAGCAAUGCCGAUAAAUACAGCAGCAGGGAUGUCCGCAGCUCAUUCUGCCCUGCUGUCCCGGGCCAGCCACUCUCGGAGCGCGCAGGGAAGGCGAAGCACAGCGGAGGGCCAUGCCGCGCAGUGAGUGCCAGCCCCCGCCCGCCCGCGCUCCACGCCCGCCUGCCAGCCCGGCCUGCGCUCACCGCCCUCUCUGUUUCCUCUCCUCAGGCGCCGCCUGGGCAGCCGCCGCCGUCGCUCUGCUGCUGGGAGCCGCGGCUCUGCCCGUGCCGGACUCGUCCGGGGAGGAAGACCUAGUCGACGAGACGUCGCCCUCGCGGAGCUCCCCGGUGCCCGACUACGAGUCGCUGGCGUGGCUGCUGCGCAGCCGGGCGGCCAGGCUGAAGCACGAGAUGUGUGAGAAAUUUACUGUGUGUGAAAACAGCAUGGAAAUGCUUGUCCAAAGCCAUCUGAAACUCCCCAAGAUCCUGGAUGAAGACGGCUGCUUACAGUCUGGAUUCAACAAGGAGAAAUGCUUGAUAAAGAUCUCCAGUGGCCUUUUUGCAUUUCAACCAUAUCUGGAAUAUAUACAUGUACAAGAAACAUUUAUUAGUGAAAAGCAAAAAAUUGAAACCAUAUGGUACGGCACAAAGCACCUGGCAAACACUGUGAGGCAGAUGAUGGAAAAUCCUGAUGCGGUGCCCAUACCAGACCAAACUAGUCAGAAAACGCUUCUUGAAAAACUAAAGGCAAAUAAGAACUGGAGAGAGAAAAUUGCCACUCAUUUCAUCCUCAGAGAUUUUACUUCAUUUAUGGAGAAAACAGUGAGGGCUCUUCGAUACAUAAGAAAAACCAGGAGUUCAAGUGCUUGAAUGUUUUAAUUCAGGCACCUUCCUUUUCACAAAAUCUGUCAUGUGGCAGAUGACAGUGUUGUUCUAUUUUAAGAACCAAAACUCUAAUAAUAAGGGUUUCCAUUUAUAAAUUGUAAAAUCACUAGGAUUUCUUUUGGGGAAUAUAUUUAUUAUAUUUAAAAUAUUUAUUCAUUCAUAAUAAUGAUUAUUUAUAUUUCCAAUAUUUACAGAAAAUUUAAACAGAGUAUCUAUUUUAUUUGUUUCUACUGACAUUAUUUGCAAUAUCAGUUGAUGUCACUGCUUAUAUAGCCAACAAAAAUACACUUGAAAGGGCUGUUAUCUAGAAAAAACCUGAAUGUAUAACUUAUUUUCUUCAUGUCUGAAAUUUUGUAUUUAAAUCUAUUUAUAUUUUUUAAAAACAAAAUAUAAAGCAUUUAAAAGAAGAUUUUGGCAUUUAAUAAAAGUAUGAAAAUUUUCAAAUA
Messenger RNA from Alligator mississippiensis (American alligator), 1455 nucleotides. It is a transcript of the gene IL6, whose product is annotated as interleukin 6. Gene Ontology annotation, cellular component: extracellular region. Gene Ontology annotation, biological process: immune response; T-helper 17 cell lineage commitment; positive regulation of cell population proliferation. The transcript has 4 exons. The record is from RefSeq and is a predicted model, not a curated record. Lineage: Eukaryota; Metazoa; Chordata; Crocodylia; Alligatoridae. Gene Ontology annotation, molecular function: growth factor activity; cytokine activity; interleukin-6 receptor binding. The coding region runs from base 257 to 994 and encodes 245 amino acids.